CGUGACGUCACCCCCCUCCGUGAAACAAACAUGGCGGCGCCCAUCAGCGUGUGUAUGUGACAGGACGAAGCCUUAUUUCUCCACUUCUUGUCAUCGUUAACAGUCAGGCUUGUAUGAAUUAGUAUCUUUGUGGAUGGUGAGCAGCUCCUUUUGAAACAUGAACCUGAAUCUCCCAAGACUUUGUCACAGAUUAUGUGUAACUGCAUCUCAGACACGUCCACUUCACAUCAGUGGUAAUGGGCAGCAGCUGGAUAAGACUGCAGUGGCUGUAGAUUCUGAUGUGUCGAAUCGUUUCUCCAUUUUCAGGACUUCAGAGAAUGAUCCGGCAUGCCAUAUGGGGCAUCAUGCUGGUCAGUACUACACCCUUCCUCCUGCACAUGUGCGCACAAUGUUUCCCCAUGGCUUGCCUUCACGCUUCCAGAUGCAGAUAAAGACAUUUAAUGAAGCUUGUGUUAUGGUGAGACAGCCAGCACUGGAGCUCAUCUCUUAUUUGAAAAGAGCAGACUAUAGCAAACCUGCCGUGCGCUAUCUGCUCUAUGGAGAGACCGGCUGUGGGAAGACCAUGUCUCUGUGCCACGCGCUGCAUUUCUGUUCCACUCAAGGCUGGUUGGUUCUGCACAUACCAGAUGCUCAUUUGUGGGUUAAAAACUGUAAUGAGCUGCUUCCCUCAUCAUCUCGUCCAGGUCGCUUUGAUCAGCCAAUCCAGGCCUCCCAGUGGUUGAAGAAUUUUAAAAUCACGAAUGAGCAUUUUCUGUCUAAGAUAAAGACAACAAAGCGGUAUGUGUGGACAAAGAGAGAGAGUACAGAAGAAGGACGGCCUUUAGGAGAACUGGUUAAUCAGGGUGUGACUCGUGUGAAGAGCAGCAGUGACGUGGUAGGUGCGUUACUGCGUGAGCUGAAGCUGCAGGUUGGAAGUGCUACAGAUGGAGCUUUCAGACUGGCUGUGGCUGUAGAUGGAGUCAAUGCUCUGUGGGGCAGGACAACUCUGAAGAAGGAGGACAAGAGUGAGGUGUCCGCAGACGAGCUAACGCUUAUUCACAACCUGAGAAAAAUGCUGAGGAAUGACUGGAGUGGAGGAGCCAUUCUUACAACGCUGUCUCAGACAGGGUCUCUGUACACGUCUCGCUCUGAUUACCUUCCAACUCAGCUGCUGGGAGAGGUGGGAUUUGAUAAGAUGGACCCAUUUGUGCCAAUCCCAGUUUCGAAAUACAACGAUCAGGAGUUUGAGAGCUGUUAUCUGUAUUACAUGGACCGUAACUGGCUGCAGCAUCCUCACAGUCAAACAGAAGAAGGAAAGAAAGAACUCAUUUUUCUCAGCAACAGAAAUCCGUCCAUCUUGGAAAGACUGUGUGCCUUCCUGUAAUAAAUGUUCCCUCCGUUUUGCGCUCUCUCUCCCGUCUCUGUCUGUGUAAAAUUAUCCAUGAUACAGUCCACAUAUGCCACUGCUGUCUUUAAUAAUAAAAAGCCUUUGAAGAAAAA
Messenger RNA from Pangasianodon hypophthalmus (striped catfish), 1479 nucleotides. It is a transcript of the gene dap3, whose product is annotated as death associated protein 3. Gene Ontology annotation, biological process: apoptotic process. The record is from RefSeq and is a predicted model, not a curated record. Gene Ontology annotation, cellular component: mitochondrial ribosome; mitochondrial small ribosomal subunit. The transcript has 13 exons. NCBI's taxonomy places the organism in Eukaryota, Metazoa, Chordata, Actinopteri, Siluriformes, Pangasiidae. Gene Ontology annotation, molecular function: structural constituent of ribosome. Bases 158 to 1363 code for a protein of 401 amino acids.